Punctularia strigosozonata HHB-11173 SS5 is the source of this 1224-nucleotide messenger RNA. RefSeq lists its product as uncharacterized. The record is from RefSeq and is a predicted model, not a curated record. NCBI's taxonomy places the organism in Eukaryota, Fungi, Basidiomycota, Agaricomycetes, Corticiales, Punctulariaceae. Bases 111 to 1109 code for a protein of 332 amino acids. The transcript is spliced from 4 exons.
UGGCCGCGUCUCAUACACGCCUAGGUUGUCCUCAGCCUCUCCCGACGCCUCCGUCCGUCGAGCUUGUCGCAGUUUCAUCGGGCUGAACAAGGCCGAACGGGACUUCCAGGAUGCAGUACGGGGGCGGCUCCAGUCAGGGUGGUUAUAGGCAGAGGCCUCAAGGAUACGGCGGACCGAGUCAGCAGCCGCAAAGCCCGCAUAGUCCACAAGGAUACGACAAUCCGCCGUAUCCGAAUCAGCAACAGCCUCAGCAAGCGUACAGCACGGGCUACAGGCCGACGUCGUUCGACGAUCCGUCUGGGGUCCCUGGAGGCGAGGCGUACUGGGGCCUAUUGAUGGACAACGGGAGGCCGACCGAAUUGAUGAUACGCCUGUGCGACUCGCUGUUCAUGUUCAUCGACCGAAACUGCUCCCAGGCCGAGCUGCGGGGGACACAACGCCUCGAGCCCGCGAAGUACAUGUGGCUCAUGACCGCCCUCGGCGCCCCGCCCGGCACCGCGGAGGCGGUGUGCAUCUCCCUCCAGUCCUUCUACGACAUGGCCGCCGUCCCGUACCAGUUCGUGCCCGUGCCCGGGUCGUCCGGCUCCCCGGUGCCCGUGCUCGACGCGCGCGGGUUCCUGCAUAUGGCCGUCUUCGAGGCGCGCGCGGACCCGGACGCGUCCCACCGGCACUUCCAGAAAGCGCUCAACGUGUUCGGCCUCGUCGACCCCGCCACGAACGCGCGGUUCCCCGCGCCGAUACCGCGGAGCGCGUUCCCGUAUAUGCCCGAGUGGCAGCUGAAGAACGCGUAUACGGCGUGGCAGACGCAGGCGAUUAUCGCGAGCAGUGGGGCGAGGAGCAAUGCGAUGGUGGCGGGUAUGCUGGGUGGGGGUAGGUUUGGUGGCUUUGGGUCGGGUAUGGGCAUGGGCAUGGGCAUGGGCAUGGGCAUAGGUUCGGGCUUUGGGGCGUACGGGGCGGGUAACAGCCAGGUGAUGCAGAUGCUGCAGACGCAGCAGGCGGAGGCGAAGAAGCGCGCGAGCUACGCCAAGCUGGCGAGCGGCGUGGUGAGCCUUUUAGGAGGUGGAGGUGUGGGCGGCUUGGGAGGCGGGUUAGGAGGCUUUGGUAGUUGAAAGAGGCGGGCGUUGCUGCAUAGAUGAUCUUUCGGUUUGGCUCCAGGGUUUGGAUGGUAUCUACUCAAUGCAUUGAUUGUGGAAAGUAUGUAGUGUGUGUGUACUAGUAUCCCGA